Molecule: messenger RNA, 1782 nt
Organism: Melampsora larici-populina 98AG31
Lineage: Eukaryota; Fungi; Basidiomycota; Pucciniomycetes; Pucciniales; Melampsoraceae
Product: multi-copper oxidase laccase-like protein
Exons: 20
Coding region: 1-1782 (593 amino acids)
Molecular function (GO): oxidoreductase activity; copper ion binding
Source: RefSeq, a predicted model, not a curated record
AUGUUUUUUCCGCUCUCAACUGCCUCACUGCCCCAGUUCCUCGGGUUCUUCACAUUUCUCUACGUUCUCCUCGUCAUACUCAGUGUGGCCGUCUUGGGGGAAAUCCAGUUCAAUCCUUCAGAAUUAGUCCUGUCGCCCAAUUUCGAUAUCAAUUCCGGACCGCAAAUCAGAAAUUACACAUUUACCGUCAGGUCAGUGCACGUAAACAUGCUAGUGAUCAAUAAUCAAUACCCAGGGCCUUUGAUUGAGGUCAAUAUUUUCACUUUCCAGAGGAUCUAUCAAAGAGAAUUGCUGACGCCAGAGGAUACAAUCAGCGUAUUGGUGAAAAAUGAAUUGAACAUCGAGGUCUCAAUACAUUGGCAUGGAAUGUUCCAGCGUGGCACCCCAUGGAUGGAUGGAGUCACAGGUGUCACCCAAUGCGCCAUCCCAGCUGGAACAUCAUUUCGAUACACUUUUACCAUCACUGAUCAGUUUGGAACUUAUUGGUACCACGCGCACGCACAAGCUUUGAAUGCGGAUGGAAUUGCGGGACCUCUUAUAGUUCACAGUCCGCGUGACCCUCUCAAAAGGGAUGUCAAUUAUAACCGGGAUAUGAUUGUUUUCAUUGCUGAUUGGUUCCACGAUCAGAGCACCGCGAUCCUGGCCGGCCAGCUAUCGGCGGCGGGUUACAAAAACACCACUGCAGCACCCUCCCCGAAUUCCGCUUUGAUAAACGGUGUCGGACAGUUCAAUUGCCAGUACGCGGAUGCAGGCGAUAUUUGUGGGCCCAACACGGGACCCUUACAGAUACAAGUCGAACCCAAACAACGAACCAGACUUCGCUUGAUUCAAGCUGGCUCGCAUGCCAUGUUUCGAGUCUCUGUUGACAAUCAUCCCUUAACUGUUGUGGAGGCUGACUCUACAGGCGUCCAAGCCCCACAGCCAGUUCAUCGUGUCCCACGUCUCCAGUUUCACAAUGGACAGAGAUAUUCUGUCAUUUUGGACACCACCUCGGAUCAAGCCGGAUCAUCUUUCUUUCUUAGGGCUGCGAUGGAUACUGACUGCUUUGCAUGGCUCGCGCCCGGUAUCGGUGCCUGUAUUGACCUGGAUCCCGACACUCUCUCACCUUUAUUAUCUAAGGAUCCAGAAACAAAUGUGAUAGGUAGAGUAGUAUUUUAUGAAUCAAGUUUUGGAAUCGUCAUGACUCCAAAUCCCAGUAACCCGCAGAAUUCACAGGCUUUGGGACGGUUCUUUGUCGACAAUACGACCUGGACUACUUUUGUUUACAAGCCCCUCCUUCAACAAUUUCUCAGUGGAGGUUCACAAACCGUCAACAGCUCUCAAAUUACUGCUCUCACGCUUUCCACCCAAGGCACUUACGACAUCGUGAUCAACAACUUGGAUAGCGGUAUUGAUCACGUCUAUCAUCUUCAUGGUGUGGAUUCGUCCAUCGUGGCGCAGGGUUCCGGUCAAUUGACUGAUUCGCAGGCACAGAAAUUGCAAUAUCGAACUUCAAAUCCAAUGAGGCGCGAUACUAUGGUUGUCCGUGGAGGAAGCUACAUCGUCGGUGAUACGCGUUCCGGCAUACAAUCCGGCGUCUGGAUUCUCCAUUGUCAUAUCUCGUUUCACCUUGCAGCAGGAUUCGCCGGGGUAAUUGUGAUGCAGCCAAGCGAGAUUGCGAAGAUGACCUUACCAGCGGAAAACCAGGCACUCUGUAGUGCUGCGAAUCCGCAAAAUGUUGAAAACACAACUCCUGGUCAAAUUGCAAGUACCCAAAGGUUGAGAGCGCGACGUGUGCGCUGA